This is a messenger RNA of Lampris incognitus (smalleye Pacific opah), 3747 nucleotides long. It is a transcript of the gene tarbp2, whose product is annotated as TAR (HIV) RNA binding protein 2. The record is from RefSeq and is a predicted model, not a curated record. The transcript is spliced from 7 exons. NCBI's taxonomy places the organism in Eukaryota, Metazoa, Chordata, Actinopteri, Lampriformes, Lampridae. Gene Ontology annotation, biological process: regulation of viral transcription; regulation of miRNA processing; regulation of siRNA processing. Gene Ontology annotation, cellular component: RISC-loading complex. Gene Ontology annotation, molecular function: pre-miRNA binding; siRNA binding; double-stranded RNA binding. Bases 126 to 1163 code for a protein of 345 amino acids.
CACAUCUUUUACAUGUCAAAAUCUAGCCUGUUCUGGAAAAUACCGUCUAAUGAAAGCAAGUGUCUCUUUUGGUGGGGGGGAUUUGCCAUCCGAAACCGAUCGCUUCUGUCUAAGUGGAAUAGGGAAUGAACGACGAGAUAAUACCGGACAGCUGCAAGAGAAACUCUGGGUGCUCCAGUAUUGAGCAAAUGCUGGCUGUGAAUCCCGGAAAGACGCCCAUAAGUCUGCUGCAGGAGUAUGGAACGCGGAUAGGCAAGACCCCAGUUUAUGACUUGCUGAAGGCCGAGGGACAGGCCCACCAGCCCAAUUUCACGUUCCGCGUCUCGGUCGGAGAGAUCAGCUGCACAGGCCAGGGGCCCAGCAAGAAGGCGGCCAAGCACAAGGCAGCUGAGGCUGCUCUGAAGAUGCUCAAGGGAGGCUUUGGGGGUCCCACUGGAAUUGGGGUUGUAGUAGAGGGGUUUAUUGGCGUCGAAGUGACCGUUGACGGAGAAAGUCCUCAACCAGAGAUGAAGUCCUCCAGCACCCCUCAGCAGUCUGAAUGUAACCCUGUUGGAGCUCUGCAGGAGCUGGUGGUGCAGAAAGGCUGGCGUUUGCCGGAGUACACUGUCACACAGGAGUCUGGUCCUGCACACCGCAAAGAGUUCACCAUGACCUGCAGAGUAGAGAGAUUCGUGGAAAUUGGAAGUGGCACAUCCAAGAAACUUGCAAAGAGAAAUGCAGCAGCUAAGAUGCUAGCCCGAAUCCAUGACGUCCCGGUUGACCUGAGGGCCAACAAUGAGGCUGAUGCGGAAGACGACACAUUCACGAUGCAUAUGGGGAGCAGGGUAGAGUCCGGCAAGUGCAAAGGCUUCGGCUGCACUUGGGACUCCCUGCGUAACUCAGCAGGGGAAAAAAUCCUGCAGCUCCGCAGCCAUCCUCUGGGCAUGCCUUCCGACUCCAACUUCUGUUCCCUGCUGAGUGACCUGUCUGAGGAGCAGCGCUUUGAUGUCAGCUACCUGGAUAUAGAGGAGCGCAGUCUGAGCGGCUUGUGCCAGUGCCUCGUCGAGCUGUCCACUCAGCCUAUCACAGUGUGCCAUGGCUUUGCCCAGAGCAUAGAUGCCGCCCGUGCCAGCGCCGCCCACAAUGCACUGCAAUACCUCAAAAUAAUGGCCGGAGGAAAGUGACGGUUUCCCUCUCACCCUCUUCCCUCUUGAGGGGAACUUGCCACCAUUACACUGCCAUAGGUUCCCACCCCACAGGACCCAAAGCGCUUUGCCCGGUCUUCUGCAAAACCACCCUCUCUCUUUUGUGAUUGGUUUGAAUUAUGUGAGAUGGGGAAAUCCAGACUUCCUCCCAUUCCCAAAUUAUUCUCUGGAGCCAUUCAAAGUUGGUCACACUUUUUUUUGGGGGGGUUUUUUUUUUUUUUGGGCCAAUGAAGAUAUAGUUGUUGGAGAUGAUGUACCCCUUUUGGCUUCACAUUAGUAAUCAUUUCCAAUGUAAUUUAGGUCUAAAUAGUUUUGCUUACCUACAUUACUGAAUUUUACGGAUGAUAUUUGGACCAUGUUCCCAAGGUUUUUAAGGGGAAAUACCAACCACCCGCAUUUUAGAUAUUGGGCUAUAUUUUACGGUGUAGGUACAGAAUUUGUAGCAAGUUCCCCAGACAAUUGCAUAAAUUAUUUUUGUCCAAAAGGUGAGAAGGAGAGGUCCUUUUUUGGGUUAACGUUGGAAUCCUUGGGCCAUUCGUCUGGUGUGCGUUUACAUGGAUGGAUGUCAGCUGUGAUAACCCGCCAUGUUGCUGAAGCACUCGGAGACUCACAAAAGAAAGAUGGCAGAAAGUGAUUUUAAACACAUCUCCUUUUAAUGGUUAAUCUUAUGUUUGCGGUUCUGAACAAAAGAAGGCCUUGGUUGCCUGCCGGUUUCAUUGUUGUCAACCCUAAAAACAGACUUUAUUUCUAAGUGAAUUGUUUCCUAAAGGUUUGAAUUUAGACUUUGCGAGUUUUUCCCACUUUUAAGAUACUUUUAAGGAUUAUUUACCUCAGAUGUAUAAAAUGACCCAUUUUUGAGAGACUGAUGUAAUGAAUGGGUCUUUAAAUGAGCAGGGCUCAUUAAAACCAGCUUCCUCAGCAAAAUGAAAUACUUAACUGUUUUUUGUUAUCUUGACUGCUGAAUUUAGAAAUAAUCUUGUUAGGAAAAUCAGUAGAUUGACGCAUGUAGGCUAAAUGCUAACAUGCCAUUUUAAAUGUUGAUCAUUGACUAACUGAUGAAAUUAUUAUCCAGUGUCCUUUUUAUUGGCCUGCAAAUAUUGUUCCCUGGGAUUUAAAUGAUAGAAAGAUUCCCUUGAUAAACUGACUGAAUUUGUCUCAAAGCAUUCUGGGAAUUAACAACCACGAUGUGUGGACCUCUUUAGAUCACAUUUUUUAAUUUGAUUAAAUGUUGGCAGGUAAGAAUAGACUGCACUCUUCCUAUUUGAGCUGGAAUUGAAAGUAAAUCAUAUAUGGUUAUAUAUAGUAGAGCUUACUGAUUGAAAUGUUUUCCUGAAAAUUCAGAGAUUUGCAAAGGUUACACAUUGAGUACAAGUGCAGCUCUAAUUUACAGCAAUAUUUGCAAACACUACAAAAACAAACUGUGUAUACCUUCAGAAAAACAUUUUCAACUUGUGUUCACGUGCCACAUUCUACUUGUAAUGGCGUAAAGUGUUUGAUUAGAUAAAUUUAAAAUUACUAGACAAAGUAAAAAUGACACCAUAAGUGGUACAUGUGAUUUUGAUUUGGAUGUUCUAACUGCUGAAAUGUUUCUCACAGGCAUUUGAGCACCUUCCAUUUAACUUUUAAGCUUAUAGUUUUGGAAGAACUGUCAGAAAAAUUGUGAAACCAUAUUGAAUUGUCAUGUCCAAAUUACCAAUUUCUUCACCGUGAGAAUGACUUACUACAUAGCAUUGCUAGUUGCAUUUUUGAGUCAUUUUUGGAAGGAUUUGGGACCUCACAGAGCACAUCUCAGCUAAAUAAAUGUUAGGUUGCAGUGCCAUUUUGUUUUUAGUACUAUCGUGUUAUGGUUAAAAUGACAUUCGUGAUGGGGCAUGUUAUCUUUUUGUAAUCAUUUUGGGCGUUGUAAGUAUGGUUGAAAAUGUGGCAGUUUUAUGAUAAGCUGAUGGGCUUGGUGCCCCGGUAGCUGAAUGGUUAUGGCGCAUGCCACAUAUCUGCAACAUCCCUGGUUUGAUUGCAGCCAGUGACCUUUUUUGCAUGUCGUACUCAUCUCUCUGCCCUUGUUUCCUGUCAACCAUUUCACUAUCAUUGAUCCAAUAAAGGCAAAAAACGCCGACAAAAUAAUCUUUUAAAAAAAAGGAAAGAAAGAAAAUAGUGUGGGCUUCGCGCUGCAUGAGCUGACCGCUACAUUUUGCACAGGGUAAGCGGACCAGGUUUGACUCUAUCUACCUCCUCUGGUGUAUGUUUUACAUAACCUUGACCUGAUUUUUUUUUUUUUUUUUUUUGGAGCCUCUCAAGAAAGAUAGGCAUCUUUGUUGGUUAACGGUUGGUGCUGUUACCAUGAGUGGGAAACCCAUAAUCUUUCAUCUCUACUUUGCAGUAGAAUUGAAAGUAAAUUAGACAUCGCCAACCUCCUCAACAGGGAUGGAAAAAAACAGACAUCUGUGUAAAAUGUCAACCAAUGUUACGAAGCAAAAAUUAGACUGAAGGAUGGCCCACCCUGUAAAAUUGAUGCUUACCAAUAAAGUUUUUUUUACAUUCAUGGAAACUUGAGAUGAAUUGUGUU